CAGCACCUAUAGUCAGUAGGUGUGAGAGGAGGAUCGCUCAUCGUCGUAGUCGGCCGCCGAGCGAUGAUAUUCAUUCUGCCGGAGUAAAAGCGAAAAAGUAAACUCCUCGCCGCGUUAGUACGCUACCAAUUUCCGUUUAGUAAACACAGUCCGGUCUCGAGGAGAAGACGGCGAGAAAGUUUUGCUUGAGCGGUUUUGGCUGAUUUGAAACACAAUCAGCGUGAAGAAAAAUAUACAACAUAGAAAAUUGGUGCCGAGAACACGGAGCGACGGUCCUCGAUCAUUGUGACUGUGCAAAGCAUCAAGCAUCUCCGAGAGUUGUUGUAAAACCGGGGGAACGGCUUCUCCCGGAUUUCGUAAAUAUUGAACCACUUGGAUGAUAAUAUUUACUAGCCUCCGAUAUUUACUACACACAACCCACAGGUGGAUUAUCAACAGAAGGCGCGCGGAGAGCUGUUUGGAAAAUAUUGCUGCUGAAGAAAAUAUUGUGUGAAGUUCUUGUAGUAAUACCGUGUGUGAGAGAGAGAGAGUGUGUUUCGGGGUGACUAGCAACAACGUGUGAGUGAUUAUUAUCGUACUUGAAAGAAUAAUAUUUCGAGGGAAAAAAUUGUUGAAGCAUUGUUAAUUGUGAGAUAGAAUAUUGUGCUUGGUUGGAAGAUAGCAAACUGGAACUUGAGAACGAUCGACGCAAGGCGGGCGGGAUUAUUCUCGAACACAUUUCGGAAAAAUUUGCAAAAAUUCUCAUCGGAGCUGAAAUUGACUACAACUACCACCGAAAGACGAAUACCAUGCAUUGCCUCGAUUUCAUUUCAAGAGCCUAUGAUUGUCCGGUGUUGGCGCCAACGGCCGCCAACAACGACAUGGCGCCUCCCGACGGGCCCAUGCAGUACGAUACAAAAUGGUCCAACAUGAACCUGAUAAACCUGCCAAAGAUCAAACAAGAAACCUUCAACGGCCUGAGUCACUUAGGUGAGCAUGAACUUGCACUGCCAGCCUAUGAACAAGUCAAGUCCCCGGACACGCCACAUUUACCCACCGUCAUCGAGCGGGUUCAUGAGGAUUCGGAAAACACGGACGUGACCACCAACGCUGUGGCGACGACCACCAUCAAGACAGAUGAAAUUACAUCCAACAACCUGGUGGGCGAUGACAGGAGUACAAAUACCAGUUCAUCAAGUCCCACCGGAGUCAAUCGAAAUUCAAACACCAAACCACCCUACAGCUACGUAGCACUAAUAGCGAUGGCCAUUCAGAGUUCCCAGUUGAAACGGGCCACCUUAAGUGAAAUCUACGGCUACAUAACGUCUCGCUUUCCGUACUUCGAGAAAAACAAAAAGGGUUGGCAAAAUUCGAUCCGACACAAUCUAAGUCUGAACGAGUGUUUCGUGAAAAUCCCCCGGGAAGGCGGAGGCGAACGGAAAGGCAACUACUGGACCCUGGAUCCACAGUACGAGGAUAUGUUUGAGAAUGGGAACUACAAGCGGCGAAGGCGAAUGAAGCGACCCUACCGGACGGGUCACUACUCCAAGAUGUUUGGCGAAACGUACAUGGCCAAUGCUUCGAACUUUGGUCGACCGGUAUUUGCCCAGAGUCCCUAUCAGCCGUAUCCGCGGUACGAUAUGGGGGCAACAUGGAUGUCGGCGCCGCAACUGGGUUCAUACACAUCGUGCUCAACCAGGUCCAAUUACUCAUACUCAACACCGUUACAGCAACCGGUGCAACCUGUGACGAUCAACACCUACGGAUCGUUAUCGAAUAACUUAGUUUCGGGCAGUACACCACCUCCAUGCCCUCGAAGGUUCGAGCCGUAUUAUUCACCCUGGGAUACUGCAAUACUCCCAGUCGUGAAGGACGAAAACCCCAACCAGAUGAGCGUAACGUCCUCCCAACAGAGCUACCAGAAAAACUACCAACUGCAGCCUUAACAAUGACGAAAGUUGCUGGCAACGCUGCCACAGCUGCACACAUUGCUGCUACGGCCGCAGCGCAUUUCCCCACCACCACCACAACCACCGCCACCGUCGUCGUCGUCUUCGUCCUCGUCGGUAGUGGGCAGUCUACUCAGCCCAACUAAUAUCUGUAAAAUUAUGCAAGAAUGAUAAACAUUGUACGAUUGCAUUUUAGGCAAAUUUACAAAUCAUUUCGACAGACCAAAGCUAUCUAGAAGAAGACAAAUUCUACAAAACAUGUGUACAAUAGUACAAUUGCAUUUAUCAGGUUCAAUUUAGGGGAGCAGGUUCAAAUCUAGGCCAAAAUUAUUGUGUACAAAAUGGGAAAAUGUGAGUAAAUGAAUGGAACAUGACUUUUGUAAAUACGAUAAGUUUAUCAUUAAGGAAUCAAAGAUUACUUGGGAUCUCUAGCGUUAGGUCACAACUAAAUAUUUGUAUGAAAAAUAUGAGAACAGAAGAAGGCUAUAAUAUAAAUUAUUUAUUUAAUUAAAUAACCGUGGAUUAGUGAUAGAGAAUCUAAAAAAAAAAUGUGCACACAAAAAGAAACUUCCAUUAAUGUUUGGCAAAUCGAUGUAAAUGAUGAAAUUUCCGUCCAAACCGCUCUAUCCUGUAACUCAUAUUUCAAUUGACGAAUAUCAAAUAAAAAUCAGUGAAACCAAAGAA
This is a messenger RNA of Ochlerotatus camptorhynchus, 2612 nucleotides long. Its product is annotated as forkhead box protein L2-like. The record is from RefSeq and is a predicted model, not a curated record. The transcript is spliced from 11 exons. Gene Ontology annotation, biological process: cell differentiation; anatomical structure morphogenesis; regulation of transcription by RNA polymerase II. Gene Ontology annotation, molecular function: DNA-binding transcription factor activity, RNA polymerase II-specific; RNA polymerase II cis-regulatory region sequence-specific DNA binding. Lineage: Eukaryota; Metazoa; Arthropoda; Insecta; Diptera; Culicidae. The coding region runs from base 789 to 1925 and encodes 378 amino acids.